GAAGGUCAUAUAAAUCAGAGUUAUAUGAUAUAGCGGUUAUAUCGAAUUAAUAGAAAAUUUAUAGUCUUAGAGGAAAUUAUUUUGUAGGGAGAAACGUUCGUCGAAUCCUCCUCCUCCUCUUCAUUCCCUUGAUCGCCGUCGUAUGUUCAGCUGCUGCGAGUGAUAAUAUAGAAUGGAGGAAGAGAGAGACGAAUCGAGGAAAAGCAGGAAGGAGAAGGAGAUGGAAAGGCGGCGUCUAAGAGACAGAGAGAGAAGACAAUCUAUGAGCCAAGACGAGAGGGAAAGGCAUUUAGCUCGGCGCCGCAAGAACUACCAGCUACGAAGGCAGAGAGCUGAGGUAAGCCGCAUCGGCUCUCAGAUCCAAGAGAUCACCGGAGAAGGGAGCCAGUUAGCUGCAGUCAUCUCGCCUCUUCAUUCCGGUGACAGUAGUACUGUCCCUUCCUUGUUUGAUUCUGAUCAGAGUGUGGGAAUAUCAGUGGAGGAGUUCGGUAAACUGGUGGGGACUAUACGACUCAGCCGUGUGAAACAUCUGGCGAGGACACUGAGAAAGUGGAGUAAUACUGGUGCAGAGGCAAGCAGCAGUUCUGGUGCAACAAACGCAAUGACUAGAUGUGCAAUGUCAAGUGGGCUACGUCUGAGUCGAGUGAAACGACUGGUGAGAUCAAAGGGCCAGCAGGAGGGGUUGUUGUCUCAAAACUCACCAACACAAGGACCCCUGCUUCAGUCGAGUUCACAAACUUGAACGCCAGCCUCAUUAUCAUAUAUGUUAGCGUGUUUGUAAAAGCGAACACAUUAUCUUUUUGGAGACAUAUCUUUGAAGCUUACCAAUUUUGUUUUACAAUACAACUGGGAAUACACUACAUUUUAUACAAAAUUUUUGUUU
Raphanus sativus (radish) is the source of this 883-nucleotide messenger RNA. RefSeq lists its product as uncharacterized. NCBI's taxonomy places the organism in Eukaryota, Viridiplantae, Streptophyta, Magnoliopsida, Brassicales, Brassicaceae. The transcript has 5 exons. The coding region runs from base 173 to 742 and encodes 189 amino acids. The record is from RefSeq and is a predicted model, not a curated record.